AUUUCCAAUAUCCAACCUUAAUGCCAAGUCCGCAAUCCGUAGUGGGAUAUGAUCUUUACGAACGUACCCAACGACUGACACAUAACAUCAUUGGUCGGUGCCGUGACAGUGUCAUGAUCAGUUGCCAGCCACGAUACUGGCGAUAACUCGGUGCAUAUGAGUUUUUGUGAAUGUGUCAAAGUUGAUCGUGUACGCGUUUCCGCGUGUAACAAGACGAGAACUCGCAACAUGUAACUGGACUCACUGUUCAAUAUCCAUUUUUUUUCUCUUGAUGCACUCGUAUGCUUGCGCCUAGCGCUGAAUACUACGAUAAAUCUGUGUGAUGAUCUCCGUCACGGUGACGGCCAGCGAGUUAAAGUUGAAGUCGAGAUUUCGCGAGAUCAACAAGAUACUGAUUUAUUGACGAAGGCGAGAGCCGUGCAAAAAUGACCGAAAGUUUGAUAAACGAGUGGCUGGUGGAAUGCAAGGAUGUCUCGCCGUCGGAGCUGCACACAUUUGCGAGUACACUGUCGCAGGAUAACGAGAUCGUGCGAGCUCUUUAUAUGCUUCUGGAGGAGCGCACUAAAUACAGUGAGUUGAUGGACACAGUGUGCAAUCAAUUAUAUAAUUUUUAUCGAUCCCGGGAAAUAGAAUUACAAAGGUUUACUCUGCAAUUCCUACCAACAUUAAUAUACAUUUACUUAAAUUCUGCUGCACAUGGUGAUAUUAAGAACUGUCGCUCUCUUGAGACUCUAUUAAUUGGAUUAUAUAAUUUGGAAGUGGUCGACAAAUCAGGACAACAAAAAGCAAUCUCAUUUAGAUUACCGUCUCUUGCUAUGUUAUCCAUAUAUCAUGAGCCUGCAAGUUUAGCACCUGCCUCAUUAACAGAAAGUGCAGUGCGUCGUUUUGAAGAAUGUAAUACAAAACUUGUGAGCUGGGGUCCGUUGCGACAAGUAGAAACGUUGAAUGCACAAAAUAGAUUGAAAGUCAUGACAGCCUUACUUUUUAUUUAUAAUCAACAACUUGAUUAUAUAAAUAAAUUUGCUUUAGAACAAUUAUGCAAGGUUGCUACGAAACUCGUCACUCAAGGAUUUAUGAAACCAGGACAUCAUCAACGUUCUUCAUACGGUAGUGAGUCUAGCUUUGUUCCAAGGCUUUUACCACGUAUACCAGUAUCCAGUCAGUUUCUCUUGGAAUUCUUGCACGCUGUAUAUUUUGCCAUGUAUAAUGAAUGUUGGUACGUAGGCAAUCAAGCUGUAGAAGAUAUUCAUAACAGAGUAUGUUAUGAAUUAUAUCCAGAUGUAAUGUUAGUUACAAACGCUAUACGGAAUUCUGCCAGUACAGGAGCAUCAGGUCAACCGAGCGAUGGACCAAUUGGAAUAAGUGUUGCAUUGUCUCCAGCAACCGCGACACCGACUAUUUCAAAGUCUAUGAUCACAAAUGCUUCCUUCCGUACUAAGAAAUUACCAGACGAUCUGGAUGAGAUGUUAUUCGCGGUCGAAUUGAGCAAUUGUCAAAUCGAGAAGCAACAACAACCCGCAGUACCCGGCGGCAGCAAACAUCGUCCAUGGCAUUGGAAGCACACACUUCCAAAUCCGGUUGAUAAGAAGGAUGCGGGCUUAAAGAAGGCGCAAUCUUCCUCUUCGUUGGAAAGUUCUAGGCGUGGAAGUAUAUGCAGCAGCAGCCAAAGCUCGCCGAUAAAGUCCUCUCCCAAAAAGAGCAAAGAUCAACAAUCAAAGAAAACGGCUGUCGACAAUAAGGAUGAUGUUGGACAGAAAACUAGAAAAGAUAGUAACGUAAAGUCCAACUUUACUUUUUCCGACGAUAGAUUAUCAGCUGCUAAUGCGCAUCUGUAUAGCGUGUUAGAAGAACAAGCUCUGGGAGAGAUCAUUCGUGAAUCGGUGGAAAAUGCAUAUACCGAAGGCAACAGUAGAUCAAUCAAUUAUUGUGCCAGUGCUGCACUGUCAUCCAAUAUAUGGUAUUAUCACUUCAGUUACAACACUGUAGGAUGGCGUAAACGUCACGCUAUGAUUUUUCAUCAAACUUACAAUUAUGUUUUGGUAUACACUAGCACAUGCAAAAUGAAUUGUUGAUUUAUAAUGAUUCAUGUGAUCGUGAAUAUGUUCCUUUCAGAAAUACCAAUUCCAGCUAUAACAACCCACACACAUAAAACAAAAACUAAACAGAAAACCAGCGCAUGACUGGAAAAUAUGCAUGUCAACACGGCACAUUUAUCUUCCCGCACCAAGAAUUUCAAGUAUAUUGUUUAAUUAGAUAAUGUACUUGAUGUUCCUUUCCUACAUUUUAUCUAUUUUUUACUGAUUUCUCAUUUGAAUAUUACUUUCACUUGUAAUCAAAUGUAUUUUCUAUAUUUUUUUAUAUUCUCUA
Linepithema humile (Argentine ant) is the source of this 2367-nucleotide messenger RNA. Lineage: Eukaryota; Metazoa; Arthropoda; Insecta; Hymenoptera; Formicidae. The record is from RefSeq and is a predicted model, not a curated record.